Messenger RNA from Paramecium primaurelia, 414 nucleotides. The record is from the annotation of a GenBank genome assembly. Lineage: Eukaryota; Ciliophora; Oligohymenophorea; Peniculida; Parameciidae.
AUGAUAUUUUCCUUUUUUUAUUCAAGUAAAAAUAGACUAGAUCGUAAAAGGCUUCCAUUACAACAAACAAGAUCUGAAAAUUAGUCUCCUUCUAAUUACCCUCAUAUUUAUUAAACUUAACCUAGAAAACAAUAAAUAUGUGUUUAAAUAUAAAAGAAUGAUAAAUCAGAUGAAACUGAUGAAGAAGAUAUAAAAUCGAGCAGAGAUUGCUUUCUAUAAAUAGGAACUUCAGAAGCAAGCAAAUUAAUUAAUCAUAAAAAUAGAAUUAAAUUAAGAAGUGUCUCAAUGUAGAAAAAACAAAUUCAAUAUAUGCAAUUUCGAGAAUUUGAUAAUUUGGAUUAAAUUGCUGAAGAAUAACUAUAACUACAGUUUUAAAAUUUAGCAGUUCAUGUAGGUUAAUUUCAGCAUCCUUGA